AUGUGGCCGUCGAUGAUCUUGUUCUCGUCGGGCUGCGACGACGCCGACGCCUGCGCCCCCUCGGCCCCCGGCGCCUCGUCCAUGUCCGCCUCGACCGUCCUCGCCCUCGUCCCCUUUGCCGCCGCCUUUGCCCUCGUCGACGCCCUGGCCGUCCGCCACGUAUUCCCAAAGCUCAGCUCCGACGACGGCCGCGAUGGCCACGGCCACGUCCUGCCCGAGCAUGCGCCAGCUGCCCUGCGCCACGCCCACGCCGAGCAUGCCGCCAAGACCUGGCGCCGUCGCGCCGUCGCCUGGACCUUUGGCGCCACCGUGGCCCUGGCCGCCACCCUCGGCCUGCUCAUCAUGGCCGAGAUUGUCGAGGCCGUCGACCCGGCCGCCCGCAACCUCGCCCUCGCCCUCACCGUCCCCACCCUCCUCUUCCUCCUCGUCCUCCUUGUCCCCUGGCUCGAGUGCCGCUCGCUCGUCACUGCCGCCGGCUGGACCUUUCAUCCUUCAAGGACGGGCUCCCCGCCCCGCGUCGCCUGGGCCCUGAACCUCGUCCUCUUUGCCGCCUGGCUCCUGGCCUUUUGGUCCGUCGGCAGGGCCGUGCCCGUCACGGCGACGUCGACGCCCGCCUCGGCAGCCCUCGGCCGGCCCUUCUCCGAGACACUGACGCGCGCUUGCCUCGAGAGGGUCGGCGUCGUCGGCAUCUCGCUCAUGGCCCUGCUCGCCGGCUUCGCCUCCGUCUCGUCGCCCUGGCACACCCUCCACGACACCGCGUCGCGACGCAGGCGGAGACCCUUGACCGAGGUCGAUGUCCAGCGGAAGCAGGUCGGCCUCGACGCGGCCAACGAGAUGUUGCUGACGAAGCGCCACCAGCUGCAGGCGCUCGAGAGAAAGGCGUCCCGUGCCGCGCCCGCCGUUGCCGCCGGCAGCGGGCUCAUCGGCAAGAUGCUCGGGUCGCUGCGGGCCGUGGCGGGAGGCGACGAGGCCGAGAUGCGGGCCCUGCGCGUUGAGAUCGCUGGCCUCGAGGCCAUGGAGGCCAGCCUGGCGUCCAAGCUGUGCCUGCUCAAAAACGACCGGGCGGCGGCGGCGCGGGCCUCGACACCCCUCGGCCGGCUGCUGCUGGCGCCGUCGUACGUCUUCAGCGUCUACUGUCUGUACCGCAUCGUGGCCACGUCGCUGACGACGCUGCGGCGGGCGUCGUCACCCUCGGCCAGCUUCGCCAGCAGCGAUCCCAUCAACCGCUUCCUCGGCCUCGUGGCGCGGCACUGGGACCCGACGCUGGACCAGGCGGCGUGGGCGCGCACCAUCAGCUUCGCCCUCAGCGGCGUCAUCCUCGUGGCCAGCGCAAACAGCGCCGUGCAGACCUUUCACCUCUUUGCGAGGUGGACCCCGGGCCUUUUACGCCACGCCCAGGCCAACCUGGCCCUCGUCGUCGGCCAGAUUGCGGCCACGUACGUCAUCUCGGCGUCGCUGCUGCUGCGCGGCCAGCUGCCGGCCGACGCGGGUGGCGCCGCCGUGGGCGGGGUGCUGCGCGGCGCCCUGAGCCCGCAGUUUGUCGACGGCUGGUUCGAGGCGUGGUUCCUGCUCGGCAGCGCGCUGACGGCGCUCGGCCUCUGGGUCGGCAGGCGGCUUGCGGCGGCGGGGGGCGCAGGAGGGGACGAGGUGUGGGACGACGACUAUGGUGCCGAGGAGAUGGGCGCCAAGAGGAUGUGA
Hirsutella rhossiliensis is the source of this 1698-nucleotide messenger RNA. Its product is annotated as abscisic acid g-protein coupled receptor domain-containing protein. The transcript has a single exon. NCBI's taxonomy places the organism in Eukaryota, Fungi, Ascomycota, Sordariomycetes, Hypocreales, Ophiocordycipitaceae. The record is from RefSeq and is a predicted model, not a curated record. Bases 1 to 1698 code for a protein of 565 amino acids. Gene Ontology annotation, cellular component: membrane.